This is a messenger RNA of Rotaria sp. Silwood2, 426 nucleotides long. The record is from the annotation of a GenBank genome assembly. NCBI's taxonomy places the organism in Eukaryota, Metazoa, Rotifera, Eurotatoria, Philodinida, Philodinidae.
AUGAUAAUAAGUGCUUUACCUUAUGUCAACAAUGUACCUCAUUUAGGUAAUCUUAUUGGAUCUUUAUUAAGUACUGAUUACAAUCAGACUAUUUCUUUUUUUUUUUUAUUAUUAAUAUUAAAUUUAAGGUAUUGUCGCUUGAGAAAUUACAAUACUUUAUGUAUUUGUGGUACUGAUGAGUAUGGUACAGCAACUGAAACAAAAGCAUUAGAAGAAAAAUGUACACCACGUGAAAUUUGUGAUAAAUAUUAUGAUUUACUUACAAAAAUUUAUAAAUGGUUUCAAUUAGAGUUUGAUUUUCUUGGGCGAACAUCAACACAAAAACAAACUGAAAUUGUUCAAGAUAUUUUUUGGAAAUUACAUAAACGAAAUCUUAUUUUUAAUCAAAGCGUUGAACAAUUAUAUAGUGAUACCUGCGAACAGUAA